Messenger RNA from Brettanomyces bruxellensis, 1746 nucleotides. RefSeq lists its product as uncharacterized. The coding region runs from base 1 to 1746 and encodes 581 amino acids. The record is from RefSeq and is a predicted model, not a curated record. Gene Ontology annotation, biological process: lactate metabolic process. Gene Ontology annotation, molecular function: heme binding; L-lactate dehydrogenase (cytochrome) activity. Lineage: Eukaryota; Fungi; Ascomycota; Pichiomycetes; Pichiales; Pichiaceae. The transcript has a single exon.
AUGUAUAGUCUUAGCAGAGAGGGAAAGCGUGCUCUGACGAGAGCUCUUCAUACCAGCACUAAGUGCUUAAAAGCAGGAAAUGGUCUGCUUUCAGCUGGCAAGAAGUUUCAUUUCAGGGAGAAGAACCGGUCAGCUGGGAACAAACGAUCUGUGCACAUAUUUUCAGCUGCAACGGCAACAGUGGGAAUAGCAGCAUUGUUGUACAGCCAGCAGAGGAUACAAAACGACUCAAAGAACAAACAGAAGAAGGAAGAAGAAGUUGUUAGAAUUGUUCCAGUUGCUGAGUUUAUUAAACACAACAAGCCAGAUGACUGCUGGAUUGCAAUCGACGGAGAGGUGUAUGAUUUCUCAGACUUUAUUCCAAAUCAUCCAGGUGGAAAGACACCAUUGAUUGACUACGCGGGCUAUGAUGCAUCAGGAUUAUUCCACCUUAUUCAUCCUAAGGACACUUUGCAGAACUACCUUCCACCAGACAAACAUAUCGGUAGGCUCAAUGGAGAGGCACCUGCACAUCCGGUGACGGAUAUUCAUGAAGUUCAGAGAAGGCUUUAUUUGAAGAACUUGCCGCCUUUGUGCCAUUUGCAGAAUCUUGAUGAUUUUGAGUAUCUCGCACAAAAGAUUCUUCCUACGCAGGCCUGGGCAUAUUACUCGUGCGGUGCCGGUGAUGAGAUCACAAUGAGAGAAAACCAUUACGCCUUCCAGCGUAUCUUUUUCCGGCCAAAGGUUUGCGUUGAUGUGAGUGACGUCGAUUCAUCAACAACUUUGCUUGGAACAAAAACAGAAGUUCCAUUCUAUAUUUCGGCAACAGCAAGAGCUAGAAUGGGUCACCCAGAUGGAGAGCUCGCGCUGGCAAGAGGUGCAGGAAAAGAAGGUGUUAUUCAAAUGAUCUCUACCAGAUCAUCGUACAGCUUGGCAGAGAUCGCCAAAGCCAGACCUAAAGGAGCGACACAAUGGUUCCAGUUGUACGUGAACGAGGACCAUGAGGUGAUGAAGAAAAUGAUUAGGGAAGCCGAGGAUCUUGGAAUGAAGGCACUUUUUGUCACAGUUGAUGCUCCGGUUGUCAAUAAGAGGGAGAAAAACAUCCGUGCCAAGCAGCAGGCAUUUGGUGCUACCACAAGGGACUCUGGACAGCCAACAGUCUUCACUGACUCUACAUUGGAAUGGAAUGAUAUUAGAAACAUCGUGAACUUUACGAAACUACCAGUUAUGCUCAAGGGUGUUCAAAGAACAGAGGACAUAGUGCAUGCAGCUGAUGCCGGAUGUCGUGGUGUCGUUCUUUCGAAUCAUGGAGGUAGAGAGUUGGACUUUUCACCUCCACCUAUCCAAGUUUUGGCCGAGUCAGUUCCUCUCAUCAACAGAAUGGAGGGUGUUCAUCCUGGAUUUGAGAUCUUUUUGGAUGGUGGUGUUCGGAGAGGUGCCGACAUAUUAAAAGCAGUGGCCUUGGGUGAUGGUAAGGUUAAAGUUGGUGUGGGUAUUGGACGGCCAUUUCUUUACGCCAACUCUGCAUAUGGCGAGGAUGGUGUCAGGAAAUGCAUCCAAAUCUUGAAGAACGAGAUCGAAACGGAUAUGAGGUUACUUGGCGUUACCAAGAUGAGCCAGUUGAACGCAAACUUUGUUGAUACCAGACGCUUGCUUGGAUACAAUGCAACAGAUCUGUUGUAUGACAAUCUAUACCAGCCAAUGCAGCCAAUCAAGUUUAAGAAUGAGCUUCGCCAGGCUCGCAAGGCUGCACAGAAAGCUAAAUAG